AUGAGCGCAAAUGCAUACAUGGAGCCAACCAGCUACCCAGCGCACUAUGGUGCCAUGCCCGAUCGAUCUGCGCCGCCCGUCUUUGCAGCAGAGUCUCAUGAGCCUCGCGCACCGCGUCCCUUCGAGGCGACCCACACGUCCACCGAUCCAUACAGCACGGCAGCGGUGCCGGCUCAUCCGCAGCAGAGCGCCAUGACCGACGGUCACUCGCCCAUGUCGAGUUACCGUGGAAGCUUCUCCCAUGCCUCAUCCAUGGGCUUGCCGCACCACCGACAGGACUCGAUUUCAUCCUUCUCCUCGCCUCACGACCUCGCUGGUGGCUGGGCACCUUCUUCUCCCGGUCUCACCGCAAGCCGACACGCCUCGGUCUAUUCGCUCAACGGCCAGUUCGAUCAGGUCGGCCUUGGUAGCAGCAUCGACAGUGGCUCCACUGGCGGUCACUUCUACGACCAAUCGCCUCCUCUGCACGCUCAGCUUCGAUACGCCCAGGGUCAGGCCGCAGACGCACGCCGCUUUUCGCUCGACGAGCGUGCCAUCCGCACACAACCUCAGCUUGGCAAGUCUGGUCUUGUCUCUGCUGACUACCAGCUGCCCGGCUCUUCCGCUCGUCACUGGCCUUGGGGUGCCAGCAAUUCUUCCAAUACUCACGGUCGCCACGCUUCCGUCUCGGCAGCCCCACCACAAGGCUACGAUCACAGUCGAAUCGCUUACGCUGCCAACACGGCCAUGCAGCCUAGUUACGGCUACGAUGCCAACGCCCUGUCUGCCAUGUCGCCCCAGCGAUACCGUUCAAUGAGUAGCUCAGCCGCAAGCGGUCGUGCUUAUGGCAACCCUUACAGUGCUCCUGGCACUGCCGCCCAUACAGUUGCUGCUAUCGGUUACGGUAUGGCUCCUCACCUUGGCCCCGGUAUGAUGCUUGAGGGUGACAUCCCUGGCGGUCCCGGUCCCGCCCGCAGGGCCAAAUUCAGGCGUAGCCGAACUGGUUGCCUUGUCUGCCGAAAGAGGAAGGUCAAGUGCAGUCAGGACGGCACUCCUUGCAAGCAGUGCCGUAUCGGCAAGCGUGACUGCCACUAUGACGAAAACCCGCAAAAGAAGAAGAGCAACAAAAAGGAGCGAUCCACUGGCUCUAUCGAUGCUAGCAGCAGCGAGAAGGGUUCCAAUGGCACUGCUCCCGCUCUGGCUCACAUGGACUCGGAUCCUCAGACCAACGAUCACAUGAACUCGACCGAUCCUUACUACGCUACCAUGGGCGCUCUCGAUCACCGCACAGAAUCAAACGGCAGCAGCGGUGGUGUCACUUUCUCGAUGCCGUUCCAGUCCCAGGCUGCGCCUGUCACCGCUCACUCGUCGACCACGGACAGCACAUGGUCCAACCCAUCACCUUUCGCACCUGGUCCGCACGCCGAGAGCCACCCAGAGACCGACCAGCUCGCUGCCACACACUCGGAUGGCUAUGGCUGGCCCAGCAAGCAGGAGCACGACACUACCCAGGCGGCUCCCUACACUGAUCCCUCCGUUGACCGCAACGCCGCCUACUGGAGUCAGCACCCCACUUCCUACCCGCCUCGCGCUAACAAGCUCGAGGUGUCUGAAUCGUAA
Molecule: messenger RNA, 1599 nt
Organism: Ustilago hordei
Lineage: Eukaryota; Fungi; Basidiomycota; Ustilaginomycetes; Ustilaginales; Ustilaginaceae
Exons: 3
Coding region: 1-1599 (532 amino acids)
Biological process (GO): positive regulation of transcription by RNA polymerase II
Cellular component (GO): nucleus
Molecular function (GO): zinc ion binding; transcription cis-regulatory region binding; DNA-binding transcription factor activity, RNA polymerase II-specific
Source: RefSeq, a predicted model, not a curated record